Molecule: messenger RNA, 2275 nt
Organism: Pantherophis guttatus
Lineage: Eukaryota; Metazoa; Chordata; Lepidosauria; Squamata; Colubridae
Source: RefSeq, a predicted model, not a curated record
UAGCAAAACAGCAGCUAAACUUUCAACCAGUGCUAAAAGGAUUCAGAAGGAACUUGCAGAAAUUACAUUAGACCCUCCUCCAAACUGUAGGAAGAGCUGGAGAACUGGAGAAGUUGGUGUCUGCUGCCAUCUAGUGACCAAAAUUGCUAACUACACCUAGGUUCAUUAUAGUUGGACUUCCCCCCCCUUUUUUCCCUUUUCCUUUCCUUUCCUAUUUCCUUUUAGAUAGCCAGUAGGAAUUAGAUAACCAGUAGGAAUUAGUGAGCAAAUUUACCCCUAGUGUGGUUUGGACAUUGGACAUAGCGAAGUAAGAGUGAAUUUUGAUAGGUAGUGAAACCAUUUGGUGUUGUAUGAUUGCUUGGAAAGACUUUUUAGGAAUAUCCAAAAUGGCUACCGUGACUACUACUUUGAAGAAGAAGGCAAUCACAACCUCUUCAGCCUCAUCUCCAGCCACUACCUCUGUGACACUACAAAGAUCAUCUGAAGACGUGGCUACUCCGGGAAAAGCAUCGACGCAAGAUAUUCUCCAGUCUAUGCAGGAAACAUUAAUUAAAAAUCAAGAUUCAACAUCAAAAACCUUGGAAGAGCUGAAGAGGAAUGUCGAAACGUUAACUACUGAGACAAGGUUGUUUCAUGCAAAGUUUGAGGAGGUCCAAAAUACUUUGACUAAUCAUGAGGAACGGAUUCAAGCUUCCGAGAAAGUGACAUGUAGGAUGGAGCGGCUCGAACUUUGGCAAGCCUUGGCUAAUAAAAAAAUCGAGGAAGAGAUUAUCUUCCUCGAAAUGAAUAGAUCUGGCUACUUCUUACGGUUUCAGAAUGUCCCUGAAGAGAAAGGUGAGCACUUGGAUGUACUAAUGGGAGAGAUUGUUGCAAGAAUUACUGGAAGAGAUUUUGCAGAAGUUUCAAGAGAUAUUGACGAUGUGUACCGAGUAUAUACCAGCUAUGCUCGGCGCAACAAGCUCCCUAAAGAGAUCCAUGUUCGAUUUACUAGAACAGCACUAAGAGAUGAAGUGUUUCGGAAAACGAGGGACCAAGCUUUUACCUACAAAGAUAACCGACUAACAGUAUUGCCCCAGCUCCUGAGACGAGUACAAGACAUUCGGACAAAAUAUGACUUUUUGACAACAUGGUUGAGGAAACAAGGGAUACGUUAUCGUUGGCUUCUACUGGAAGGCCUGAUGUUUACCUGGCAAGAACAGAGGUUACGAUUGGAAUCCGUACAGGAAGCGCAGGACUUCGCGGAGGCCUAUAUUAAUCUUAGUGACCAAGAGAGUGAAGGUGGUAAUCUAGGUAAGAGCCAAGAAGAGGUAGCCCAGGAAACAACAGCACAGAGCAUAUUGGACAUGACAAGGACACAGCCCAAUCUGGAGAAGAAAGAGGAACAAAUUUCCAAAUCGAGACCAGAUCCCAGAAACUCAAGAACGCAGGUAAGUAGAGGUAUGGAUGAGGUGCUCAACCUGUUUUCCAUUAACAUCAAUGGCCUGAAUGCUCCCACUAAGAGGAAAAAGGUCUGGGCUAAACUUCAAGAAGAUAAUUAUGAUAUUAUAUGUUUACAGGAGGCCCACAUAAGGAAAGACCACUCUAAGAUUUUAAUUUAUCCUAAACUGGGGAAGUUGUAUGUAUCCUUGGCCGACCAGAAGAAAAGGGGAGUUGUUGUUUACAAUCGGAGAGGCCUGGUGAAACGUCAAGAGUAUGCAGAUAUAGAGGGUAGGAUACUGAUGUUAGAGAUUAGUAUUGGCCAAAAAAUAGUAUUGUUAGUAAAUACAUAUGUCCCUAAUGUUAACCAAAUGGGUUUCUUUAAAGAUUUGUAUAAGAAAAUUAAUGAAUUAAAUUACGAGCAUGUAUGCAUAGUAGGUGACCUCAACGCGAUUGCUGAUACUUCAAUUGAUUAUGAUCCAGGAAAGGGCUCUCCUAAAUAUAAAAAAGGGCAUAGGAAGGUACUCCCUAAAACAUGGGAUAACCUAAAAACAGAAAUAGGGUUAAGAGACAUCUGGCGAGACUUCCAUCCUAUGCAAAAGCACUUUACAUAUUUCUCCCCCAGGCACAGAUCAUGGUCUAGGAUAGAUAUGGUCUGGUCAACAUCAGAUUUGAAAGAAGACAUAAAUUCAGUUGAAAUAGGGACGAAUAUAUGGGCAGACCACCACCCCCUGGUAAUAAAAUUUAAGGGGUCCACUAGAAGAGCGAGAUGGUCUAUGAGGGCUGAGAUCAUGAGAGACGAGGGAUUUAUAAAUAUGAUUUAAAAAGAAUUAGAUCAUUUUUUUACCGAAAACAAGAG